Molecule: messenger RNA, 2179 nt
Organism: Archocentrus centrarchus (flier cichlid)
Lineage: Eukaryota; Metazoa; Chordata; Actinopteri; Cichliformes; Cichlidae
Gene: ciao3
Product: nuclear prelamin A recognition factor-like
Exons: 11
Coding region: 28-1458 (476 amino acids)
Source: RefSeq, a predicted model, not a curated record
AACAACAAACACUUUACGGCAGCAAAUAUGGCUUCUCACUUCAGCGGGGUGCUACAGUUGACGGAUCUCGAUGAUUUUAUAACCCCCUCUCAGGAAUGUGUUAAGCCUGUCAAAGUAGAGAAGAAACAAGGUAAAUCUGUUGCCAAAAUACAGAUAGAAGAUGAUGGCAGUUAUGUACAAGUCAACAAGGAUGGUGGGAAGCAGAAGCUGGAGAAAGCAAAGAUCACACUGAACGACUGUUUGGCCUGCAGUGGCUGUAUCACCUCAGCUGAGAGUGUCCUCAUCACGCAGCAGAGCCACGAGGAGCUUUUCAAAGUGCUGCGUAAGAAUAAGGCCAGUGAGGCGGAGCAGAAGAUUGUGGUGGUGUCAGUGUCACCACAGUCCAGAGCCUCCCUUGCAGCACACUAUAACCUGAGCAGUAGUGAGGUAGGCAGGAGGCUUACCUCUUUCUUCAAAGAUCUUGGGGUUCAUCAUGUGUUUGAUACCAGCUUCAGUCGGACCUUCAGUCUGCUGGAAAGUCAGAGAGAGUUUGUUGAGCGGUUCCAGAGGAAGGAACAGGAUAGUAAGGCCCUGCCGAUGCUAACGUCAGCCUGUCCAGGUUGGAUCUGCUAUGCAGAGAAGACGCAUGGGGAGUAUAUUCUUCCAUAUAUUAGUACAACUCGCUCCCCCCAGCAGAUGAUGGGUUCUCUGGUUAAAGGCUAUUUUGCUGAGCAACAGGGUCUGAGUCCACAGCAGAUCUACCAUGUGGCAGUAAUGCCUUGCUUUGACAAGAAACUCGAGGCUUCACGGUCAGACUUCUACCUAAACAAAGCCGAGACCCGUGAAGUGGAUUGUGUCAUCACUUCUGGGGAGGUCCUGAAAAUGCUGGAGGAGAAAACUGUGUCUCUCAAUGAUUUGGAACCAGUUGCCCCAGAUACAAUGUUCAGCAGUUUCUGUGGAGAUGAGUUCCUGAGUCAUGCUGGGAGUGGGUCAGGGGGUUACCUCCAUCAUGUUUUUACAUAUGCUGCCAAGCACCUGUUUGGAGAGGAGGUGAAGGAUCUUACCUACAAAAUCCUCAGGAAUAAAGACUUCCAGGAGGUGAGUCUAGAGAAAGAUGGUGUCGUCCUACUGUGCUUUGCCUCAGCAUAUGGCUUCCGCAACAUUCAGAACCUGGUGCAAAAACUCAAGCGGGGGAAGUCGCCCUACCACUUUGUUGAAGUUAUGGCCUGCCCAUCAGGCUGUCUGAAUGGUGGCGGGCAGGUGAAGCCCUCGACUGGUCAAAACCAAAAGGAGCUUCUCCAGAAAGUUGAGGAUCUCUACAAGGCAGAGCGCCCCCUAUUGCCAGAAGAUGACACCCAUGUGGCUGAAUUGUACCAGUCCUGGCUUAACAGCGUAGGAGAGGAAAGAGCCAAAGAGCUGUUGCACACACAGUACCACACAGUGGAAAAGAUGACCAACGGUCUCACUAUGAAGUGGUGAUAAAUGUUUUUUUUGUUACCUCACAGGAUAUUUUUGUAGAGAUUUAUUUUGCACACAUUUUUCAGCAGACUAUGUCUACAGGUCGUCCAAAUAAGUCUUUUUGUCAGUACCCCUUUAAACCACUUUUGUCACCUAAAAACUUUGCCAGAGGGGUAUACUAUGAAGGAAGUUCAACACAGUCAGGCUUUCUCUGCCUUAGGUGGCUUGACAAAACUUAAAACCCCAGUCAGAGAUAACAGGCGGUGCUUAUCAAGUUUCUCUGUUAAACUGGGCUUUCUGCAUCAGGUUAUGGGCACACUCAUAAAAAUGGCAGUUUCACGUGUCACAUGACUCUUUUGUAUUACCAAAUGAAUACAUGCAGAUUCCACUGACGAGGUUCUGUUUGCACUGCUGUAACUUUAUGAUGUUUAAGAAUCUGUGAAAAUCGCUUCCAGACGAUUUUAAAACCAAGACUCUGAACCUGCUGCCGACCAGGUUAUGUUCAGCAUAAGUUACCACGGUGAUUUAAAAAGAGAGCCACCUUCGUGCCACUGAAAACUCUGGCUUUGAGGUCAACAUAGCUCACUGACUCAUUAAUCCUGCGUAAUCGUAGUACACGCCUCAGGCAAAGGGGAAGACCAGGUAAUGGAAACAAAGCCUAAUGAUGAGUGUGGGUUGACACAAGCAUAUAAUCAGUAAAUGUGUGAAACCUGUUACACUUUAAACAUGUAAGCAGAAAAAA